Cuscuta campestris is the source of this 2894-nucleotide messenger RNA. The record is from the annotation of a GenBank genome assembly. Lineage: Eukaryota; Viridiplantae; Streptophyta; Magnoliopsida; Solanales; Convolvulaceae.
UGCGGUACACUUCUGGUCCUACCCUAGCAACUCAAUCAAUUCGGCACUCUUUGGUUUUUUUCCACCCAACUCCACACUGCUCCCAUGAUUGGAGACGAUGAUUCGCUUUUCUUUAUGGUGGGCUCAAGCAAGAAAGGAAGUCUGUGGUUUUGAGAUUCUCUGAAGAAAAUAUGUCUUGGGGAAGAUCUCCAUAUUCACUUGAUGAUGAUAGAAAUAUGGGUUCUCGUUUUCCUUCUUGUAAAUCCAGUUUGCACUUGAAGGGUAAGUUUCCAAACGACAAAAAUGUAUCUCGCAAAAGGCCGAAUGAUAGUAAUGCUGGAAAAAAUAAACUUGUUCCAAAGAAAAGAGCUUCUGGUUUAGGCGACGAAGUGAACUCUUUGUCUGGUAUGCAUUCCUGGGAUGCUUUGCUGCAGAAGAGAGGCACUGUCCAAGAAGCAAAGCAUGCCGAUGAUGGCAAAGGUAUGCCAACACAGAAGAAAGGUUUUUCUCCGGGCGAGUGUUUGAAUUCUCAUUCAAGCUGGCCUUCUUGGAACUCCUGUCUGCAAAUGGACAGAAGUGCUGAUGAAGCCACAAAUUCCGCAUCAGAUGCCUGCCAAAAUUCUCGUUCUGCUGUGCAGUCUUGGAACUCCUGGCUGCAAAACAGAUGGGGUGCAGAACAUUCUAAAGAUUCAUCUCAGAAAAGGGUUUCCAGAUCAGGCGAUCGCGGUGGAUCACAUUACAAUAAGCCUCCAUUGAAAUCCAGACUGGGAAAGAGAAUUGAUUGUGAAGAAGAUAAAGCAUUAGGUGAUGGAGGUUACAAAUCUAGCAACAGGACUUCUAUAUGGGUUUCUCCAGGAUCACAAGUGAAAACUUCUGAUAGAGUGACCAAGGAUGUUUCUUGGAAAAGAUCAAACAAUUCUUCUGAUCGCUUGCAAGUUCCUUCCAAUAGGCUUGCUUGGGAAUCUGAGUUACGAAUAAGAAAUAAUGCUGAAGGAUUAAAAAGCACUUUUGAAAAAACCACAUCUAAAGUUAUUAAGAGUCUAAAAAAGAAUGACUCGACUAGAGACAGAACUCACAGGAGGGAAGAAAGCUCAGCAGAUAAUGCAAGACCUGACAGAAGCAGAAGUAAUCUGAAAAACUCUUGCUCCGGAUCGGAAGACAUGUCUGAUACCAAAGCAUGUACUCCAAAAUCCCUUCAAGAGAGGAGUAACAGUCGCGAUGAAGCUAAUGAUGGACUAUUGCAAGGAGGCAAUUCAAUUCCUGCUGCUGAAUCUCCUUCUGAAUUGCCUUCUCAAAAUUCUGAUGUACAAAAAAUAAAUGAUAAUAAAGAAAGACUGUCUCUUGGGAUGGCUUCUUUGGAACCCAGAACCACAGUAGAAACCAAUGGUUCCUCAGAUGGACCUCUAGAACUGACUAAAUCUGGUUGGGCUGCACCUGAAUGGAAAUGCACCGAGCAAACACAGAGCAACCCAAUAAAAAGAAAUGACACUUCUGCUGAGAGAGCCAUCAGUUUAAUUGAAUCUGCAGGGUUUCCUUCUACUAGGGCUUCUGUAGAAGUGGAAAUGGUGCACAAAGGGGAUGACCAAGCAAACAAAAGAUCUGAUGAGAAAAUACCCAACAUAAUUGAGAGUGCUGAGUUGGGUUCUAGUUGGCAUUCUGAUGAACACAACAUUCAAAGAAGAAGCAAUAUUGGAGAUUCUAAUGUUAGUCACACCACCACACUGCAAUCUAUUUUGCAUUCUCCAAACAUGCAAAGAAGCGUUUCUGAAGAACCAAAGGUUGUGGCUGAUGAAUUGCAUCUUCAAGAAGAAGGCAAUGCGGGAGAACCAAAUGCUAGAGCUGAUGAUAUGAAACUCAAUGAAAUUAAAGAUGCUGUAUUUCCACCAGUAGGGUCCUGUGUGAAACCAACUCUGCGAAGUAGCAUAUCUGUUGAAGAUGUCAAUGUUUUAGCAAGGGAAGAAGCACCCAAUUCUGUUCAUGAUAAAGACACUAGAGACACACAUGGAGAAAAGAUAUUUACCUCAUUUGAUGGCUCCAAAUUUCCUCAUAGCAAACCAGUUUUGGAGUUGGGGGUUGAGGGGGAUAUAGAGGAACAUGUUAUAGUUAGGGUUGAAGGAAGGUUUAGUGUUCACAUCUAUAAAUCAAGCAAUCAAGAUCUAGAUAUGGUUGGUGGGCUAGAGACAAUGGUUGCUGAUUCUGCUUGCACUAAACAUCCAAAUUCACAUACUACCACCAAUUCUACCACUGUCUUGCCUAAACAUUCGGUGUCUCGCGAGAUGCAGAAAAAUAAUCUCAACAUGUUCCAUGGCAGUAUUGUGUGUCCUCAAAAUUGUCCCACAAAGAAAUGUAUCUGGAAGGGGAACUUUGAGAUUACUGAUAUUGCUUCAGUUGUCAGAGUCUUUGAAGGGUUCUCUGCUCAUCCAUCAAUUAAAGUUUGUCGUAGAGCUUACAACUUCUCAAAGAAGAUGCCUUCAACGCUGGAAUUCCUCGUGCAUCCUCGAACUAAAUACUGGCCCACGAUUUUUGAGGAUUGUCCCGAUACAAACGAUAUUGCUUUGUACUUUUACCCGAAGAACAAGCAGGCCACACAUGGUUACACUUCACUGUUAAAGUUCAUUGACAGCAAGGAUUUGAUGCUGAGGAGUCAGAUGAGUGGUGAUGUUGAGCUCCUUCUUUUCCCCUCCAGAGUGUUAGAUGUGAAAUGCCAGACAAUAAAAAACAGUUACUUUCUCUGGGGAGUCUUUUGCACUAAAAGAAAAUGAAGGAUUGGAUGAAUAUAUGCUAUAUCCAUAAUUAGAGGAGACACAAUUUCUACGUUGAUUUUAGUAUCAAACAUUUAAAGCUAUGAAGAUGACCAGUCAGAAUGAACACAACUGAUUAUUGUAUUGGACGGGUAAUAGAAUUUAUACUCCGUA